UUAGUAUCCGAUCCAUAGUGCAUUUCCCAGAACCGCUACUACCAGAAGUGACGUCACCACAAGGCGACGAACACACAAAGAUGGCGGCUGCCAGCGAAAAUACAACCAAAGAUUUACACGCGGUGAAAAAGAAAACGACUCCAGUUCGUUACUGGCACCAGCUGAAAGAUGGCAAGGAAAAAGGAGAAAAGAAGAACAACCAAGGACGCUGGAAAAAAAUCAUAUCCGGAAAACGGGAUGUUUUCCCAGGAUCCGCUCCUAUUCCAAAGGCCAGGAUGAAGAAAUUUGCCAGGAAAGAGAAAUCGAACGAGCAGAUCUCAAGACACUUUUCCAAGCUGAAAGCUGCCGUUGCUCAAUCAGAUGAAACCUCAGAAUUGGCUCAAAAACAAGCAGCCCGGUUUGACCUUUUACUCCCGGAGGAAGCAGGAUUUCUGGAAGGAGACGAAGGCGAGGACACGUGUUCAAUCUCACAGUGUGACAUUGCAGAGGCUGUGGAUAUAACGUCUGGGGCUAAGUAUUUUAACUUGAACCUGGCUCAAUUUGGACCGUAUCGGCUGGAUUACAGCAAGACUGGACGUCACCUGCUUCUUGGUGGAAGGAGAGGCCAUGUCGCUUGUCUUGACUGGCAAACCAAACAGCUAAUGUGUGAGAUAAACGUGAUGGAGUCCAUCAAUGAAGUUAGAUGGCUUCACACUGAGAGCAUGUUUGCGGCGGCUCAGAAGAAGUGGCUGUACAUCUACGACUCAAAUGGAAUAGAGCUUCACUGCAUUCGCAAAUUCAACGAUGUCCUUCGCAUGCAGUUUCUGCCCUACCACUUUCUGCUUGCUACAGCUAGCGCUACAGGUUUCCUGCAAUACCUCGACGUGUCUGUGGGUAAAGAGGUGGCGGCCAUCGCCACCAAGAUGGGGCGCCUUGAUGUGAUGUGCCAGAAUCCCUACAAUGCCAUUAUCCACCUCGGCCACCCUAACGGCACAGUCAGCUUCUGGGCGCCCAAUCAGAAAGAAGCCGUCGUCAAGAUGCUCUGUCACCAGGGUGGAGUACGCUCUGUCACCGUGGACAAGACGGGAACAUAUAUGGUGACAUCAGGCAUGGACAAAAAACUCAAGGUGUUUGAUGUCAGAACAUUUAAAACCGUCAAGUCUUACUUCCUGCCUGGCGGAGCUUCAUGUUUGUCACUGAGCCAGCGAGGGCUGUUGUCCGCAGCCACGGGGGAUGUCGUCCAGGUUUACAGGGACGUGUGGGCUUCUGAAACCGUGACUAAACCCUACAUGGCUCACAGAGUGCGGGCGCCCGCUUGUGCGCUGCACUUUUGUCCCCACGAGGACGUGCUGGGGAUCGGGCAUGGACAUGGCUUCACUAGCAUGCUGGUACCAGGAGCGGGCGAGCCGAACUUUGACGGCCUGGAUUCAAAUCCAUUCCGCAGUGCUAAACAGAGGCAGGAAUGGGAGGUCAAGGCCCUGCUAGAAAAGAUCCACCCUGAUCUCAUCAGUCUGGACCCCAGAGAACUGGGGAAGGUGGAUGUCGCCACCUUCCAGCAAAGACACCAAGACCGAGUGGAAGCGCUGGGCUUCGAUCCUCUUGCCAAAGAAAGAUUUGUCCCCAAGCAUAAGAAAAAAGGUCGCAGCUCAACUGGCAAUUUGGAAAGGAGAAAGAAACAAGUGGCUCACGGCGAACAGAGGACUCUAAUAGCUCAAAGUAUGGAGGACAAAAUGAAGAUACAGAAGGAAAGAAAAGCAAAGCAAUUGAAGGCAUCGGCAUUAGCAAGCCAAAAAUCGUCUCUGGACCGAUUCAGGAAAUAACAGCGGACGAUGCAUUUUGGCUGCCAAAACCAGGUGACGUCCUGUGAGCAUCCCUUGUAUGAGAACAAAACACAUCAUGUCCCAAAACCAGAUAGAGAAAAUUAAUUGGAUGAGGAAUGUUCAUUGGUAAUCAAUGUUGAGUGCUGUGGUGGUGGGGGGGGGGCGACCUUUUUUUAAUGCCUUUACCCCAUGGCGCUUUUUUGUCAGCAUGGGCGGCUAUUAAAUGGCACGUGCUCUCCUGACCUUGACCGUGUUUUCAUACGUGAACAAACCGGAUUUGUCAGAUAAAAGAAGACAAGAUUGAAAAUUAGUACAGAAAAUAAUACAGCUUGGCUUUGUAGGUUGUGGGUAAUACCACAGAAGUAUUUAACAUGGGCUAAUUAACAUCUAACAGCCCCACCUACAUGAUACUAAAUACUGUAUGUUUUGCCUUGGAAAGUAGACAUUAAAACCAGACACCAGAUCACAUCUCACGUGUUAAUAAUAUAUAAAUACUAUUUUUUUAAAAUCUAAUUCCAAUAAAAUUCAGCAUUUUUAUAAAGUUAGAAUACUCAAGGCCUCAUACUUCUAUCAUUUUUUUUAUUAUUGUGAUUGUAGUUUAUUUUAACGGCACAACCAAGUCACAACAUAAAGUCAUGUAAAGGUGUCAGUAAGUAUAAGUCAAAGGCCAGCCACACCUUCAUCACCUUAUGAGGACUUUGACAGGCUUUCUUGUGUUUCCUGCAGCUGGUUAAUUAUUAAUUAUUGCACACUUUAUUUUCAGUACUCGGAAACGUAGCAUAUUGAAACCUAGCAUAUUGAAAUAAAGCAAGGAAACGAAAAUACCAAAAAUGUUUAUUAACUGAUUGCAUUCCAUUCAUCAUAUUUCCUGAGUGUAAACAUAUUCUCUCCUGUCGUGUAGAAAAGCUGCUUCGGUUACAUUAACCCCACCUCAUCAACGCAACGCCGAGCUCAUGUUUACCCUUGCCGUAAAACACAUUAUAAAUACUGCUGAGAGUGAGACGAGAGGGUAUCAUGUUAUUUCUCUUCCCUACUGCUUCUAAAGUAAGAUUUUCUCUUUUAACAUUCUAUUUAAUUAAAAGUAUACUGUGCUUACACGUACUUGAUACAGAUAUCACUUUAAACAGUUAAUUACAUAGUACAUACAUGGUCACAUUUUGCUUGUCCGGGAAACAUUAAGCAUUAAACAAAAAUAAGUCAGUGCUUUAAAAGUCGACACAAUUCCAUUUCCAGUUGAGAUGAAGUACAACGUAGUACAUGUUACACGUAUGAAGGCAUGCAGCCUACAGGGGUGACAUAAUUCUAUUACGUAGCCAAUAAAGCCAGAUAUUGUUUGCCAUUGCUUCUUUUUAGCAGUUGUGCGACCUGCUAAUACUUUUUUCCUAACCUUUUACAAUUUUUAAUCAAACAUCAGGGGUGCAAUAAUACGUGUAUCGGCAUCAAACCGUUCGACGCAGGCAUCACGCUUCGGUAUGUAAGAAAUCCGUGCUGAAAGCUCAAUGUAUCUGCGAUCGACUACUAUGGCUUAGGUUGCAUUGUCAAGCGCUGAGCUGUGCCUUGUACUAUUUUUAUUGGUAAUUUCAGUCAUUCAUUCAUUUUCUAUCACUUAUCCUCACCGGGGUCGCGGGCGUGCUGGAGCCUAUCCCAGCUGUCUUCAGGCGAGAGGUGGGGUACACCCUUGACUGGUGGCCAGCCAAUCACAGGGCACAUAUAGACAAACAACCAUUCACACUCACAUUCAUACCUGUGGCCAAUUAACCUAGCAUGUUUUUGGAACUCACCGGAAAGAACCCAUGGAGAGAGAUGGCCCAGAGUUGAAUUGAACUCCUAGCUGUGAAGCCUGCGGGCUAACCACUCGUCCACCGUGCAGCCUUAUACCAGCCAUUAAAUUCAAAUUAGAAGAGGCAAUUUUGUGAAAAUAUUGAACCUUAAGACAAAGGAAUCGAACUGCGAUUUGUGUGCAUCAUUGCGCGCCUGUAAAACGUGUUCUUUAGCUCUCAUUAUGAAACUUGCUCAAAUCAGCAAUGCCAAAUAAAUAAGGUAAUCAAUGCUAGUCACUCAGUAGUAUUCAUA
This is a messenger RNA of Doryrhamphus excisus (bluestripe pipefish), 3872 nucleotides long. It is a transcript of the gene wdr46, whose product is annotated as WD repeat domain 46. Gene Ontology annotation, biological process: maturation of SSU-rRNA from tricistronic rRNA transcript (SSU-rRNA, 5.8S rRNA, LSU-rRNA). NCBI's taxonomy places the organism in Eukaryota, Metazoa, Chordata, Actinopteri, Syngnathiformes, Syngnathidae. Gene Ontology annotation, cellular component: 90S preribosome; small-subunit processome; nucleolus. Gene Ontology annotation, molecular function: protein binding. The record is from RefSeq and is a predicted model, not a curated record.